UAAAUCCAUGCAGCUUGAGCUUCUUCAUAUGUAAUUUACAUUUCUUAUUGUGACGCUGUCAGGUCGCAAUAAAUUUUUGGAUCUCUCACAAUAUUACGGAGUGAUUGUUAUGCAGAAAAUGUUUUGAAUCACUUGAAAUCUUUAUUUAAGAGGAUGUAUACAACGCGUUGUAACAUACGUGUCAUUUAAAUUCUUCCAUUGAAGUGUUGUACAUCUUCGUCAGGUGUACAAAAAAUAUUUGUACGUGUAUUGUUCUCUGGGCUUCGCAUAGAAAAAAGUAUUUAUAAACAGUGAAAAUGAGCUCGGGCUUCAUAUCAGAGGCCGAACUUGCCGAACAACGACGAAUUCGACAAGAAGAAUGGGAUCGUGUGCGAACUGCUGAUGAACCUUUAGAAGCUCCAGAUGAGCCUUAUGAUCCUAGAUCAUUAUAUGAGAGAUUACAGGAACAGAAGAAUAAAAGAGACAUGGAGUAUGAGGAAGCGCAUAAAUUAAAAAAUAUGAUCAGAUUAGACGAUGAUGAAGUCGAAUUUUUGGAUUUGGUGGAUAGAACUAAAAUUGAAGAGGAACGUAAAAAAAAUCUUGAGGAAGAAAAAGAAAUGCGUGAUUUUAAAGCUGCAGUUGCUUCGCUUCAAGAACAGAAUUUAAAUGAAAAGUUGAAACAAGAAUUGAAGAACCCACCCGUCAGUAGUAAAAAUGUUUGUGGAAGUAGCCGUUCUUCACAAUUAAAGCUGCCUGCAGGUGUAGUGUUAAAACGAUCUGACAAGCAAAACAAGGCGAAGCACUUAAAGGAAUUAAAAGAAAGUUGCCCUCAUCCGAUGAUACAGAUGAUACUCCAAAAAAGAAAGAACUGCAUGUAUCUAGCAAGCCAGUAACUGAUACUUCUAAUCUUGAGUCAGAUAAACAAAA
Molecule: messenger RNA, 906 nt
Organism: Nylanderia fulva
Lineage: Eukaryota; Metazoa; Arthropoda; Insecta; Hymenoptera; Formicidae
Product: PSME3-interacting protein
Cellular component (GO): nucleus
Source: RefSeq, a predicted model, not a curated record